This is a messenger RNA of Pygoscelis adeliae (Adelie penguin), 720 nucleotides long. Its product is annotated as kallikrein-8-like. The annotation marks the transcript as partial. Gene Ontology annotation, biological process: proteolysis. The record is from RefSeq and is a predicted model, not a curated record. NCBI's taxonomy places the organism in Eukaryota, Metazoa, Chordata, Aves, Sphenisciformes, Spheniscidae. The transcript is spliced from 5 exons. Gene Ontology annotation, molecular function: serine-type endopeptidase activity.
GUGCCCCAUGUCUGCCUCAAGGACCCCCAUGUCCACCUGUGGGACCCCCCACGUCUACCUUGGGUGUCCUGUGUCCACCUGUGGGACCCCCACAUCCACCUGCAGGACCCCUGUGUCCACCCCAGGGCCUCGAGGAACGUCCUGUGGGUGAUUGAGGGGACCUCCUGCGACCUGCCCUGGCAGGCUGCCCUCUUCAAAGGCGAGAAGUUCAUCUGCGGGGGGACGCUGGUGAACAAGAACUGGGUGCUGACGGCCGCCCACUGCCACGUCCCGGGCUUCAUCAGCGUGCGGCUGGGGGGCCAGAGCCACAAGGACUCAGGUGGCACCGAGCAGUGGCGGCUCUCGGCCAAGGUCUUCAAGUACCCACGCUACAAUGAGACCAACAAGGACGGCGACCUGAUGCUCAUCAAGUUCCUCCUGCCCGUCCACGUCAACAAGCAGGUGAAGCCGCUGCCACUGGCCUCCCACUGCCCCGUGCCCGGCAAGACCUGCCAGAUCGCAGGCUGGGGGUCCACCACCAGCCCUGAAGGGAACCCAGGCGUCCGGGUGACCCGGUCAGGGCACCAGGAAGCCUUGGAGCUCCUGCUCGGUGCCAACAAGAAGAAGAGGGGAGAUGAGCUCCAGGGCAAAGAGGACAAGAGGUCCAAGCUGGGUCCGGGCUGGAUCACUUGGGUGGAUCCCCAGAGACAGGAUCCCCAGGACGGGAUCCCCGUGGUUUGA